Linum trigynum is the source of this 2612-nucleotide messenger RNA. NCBI's taxonomy places the organism in Eukaryota, Viridiplantae, Streptophyta, Magnoliopsida, Malpighiales, Linaceae. The record is from the annotation of a GenBank genome assembly.
UGUAUUCCUCGGUUUGGCAAUCAGGAGUGUGGUCUAUGAAACUAUGAGCAUAUUUGCGUCCCCUAGCGGUUCGCGGUCACCUUGCACAUAGCAAUCACUUCGAUUCACAUACCAUGGUAGUAGUUAGGGGGGAGCGACACCCGAGUGAUCCUUCUCACAAAGAGCAAUUUCAAAACCAUAUACUUUUGCCUUGCUUUACUUUAAUUAGCAAACUUUUCAACCAAAAUCGAUUCACGAGAUAAUGACUUAAAUGACUGACGUAGGGAUACACAGACUGGCCCGAGUCGAUAUUUAAACAUACUUGCCAUGUAUUACACCCGACUAAGGUUUAUACUUGGACCUUAGGCGGGAAUUAAUUGUGACAUUCGGAUCGAGUCAAGUUUUUGGCGCCAUUGCCAGGGACAACGGUUUGUUAUUUUGAAAAAGUUAUUUGGUGUUAAUCUAGCUUUUCAUUUUCAAUUUUGAAAGUGUGUGUGCUUUGCUUGUGCUAGACUUGGUAUUGUUUUCUUAUUGUGUGUAAGGAGGUGCAUGACCCGGAGCAAUCCAGCACCUUUGCUACCCCGUGACGAGGACAUAAACCGAACUCUCCGGCUCCUAGCACGGGAGAGAGAGCUAGUGGAGGCAAGGAGAAGAGGUGAAGAAAGGGGACAACAAUUUGGUCCCAGUGCUAGUGGAGAAGAAGUCGAGGAAGUGGAAGUUGAACCCGUCGUUGGAGUAGAAAUGGCGGGGAACCAAAGACAAGAGGGAGUCGCCCAAGCUCGUAACCUAAAGGAUGAGGCGGCGGAAGAGGAAGCCUGAGGACAAUGGGAUACUAUAUGGCCCCACGGCCGGCGGACAUUCAAUCACCAAUCCUACACCCUCCCGUGGCGGCAAACAAUUUCGAGAUAAAGCCGGCUCUAGUGACUAUGAUACAGAACAAUGCUUUGUGCCACGGUCUUCAGAGCGAGUCACCAAGAGAGCACGUGCAGAGAUUCUUGGAGCUCGCAGGGAGCUUGAAAAUCAAUGGUAUGACGAGUGAAGCUUUGCAACUGAGGCUUUUUCCCUAUUCACUUGCGGGGAAAGCACUCCGUGGUUAAAAAACCGCCCACCUCGGUCAAUCACCUCAUGGGACGAUCUUCUCAACAAAUUCAUGUCCCGCUACUGCCUGUCUUAGUACCGUUGAUUCAUGUGGUAUUGAUGACUCUCCUUAUGUUUUGUUGUGGACUCGUGUACCGAAAAAGGGUGUUCAAGUGUGAAAAGAAAAAAAGCACUUGGUCCUCCAUGUCAAAAAUUUGAAAUUUCUAAAACAUGGGGUAAGCCCAAUGUGUGUGUCAUCGUUCAUUGCACAAAAUCGGGUUUUGGAAGAGAUUUUAGUGAUCCUUGGUGGGGUAGGCCUACAAGGUGAAGCUAAGUUGUCUUUAGUACAAGUAAAAUUUCCACCCGUUGAACAAUUUUCCUACUCGAGGAUGUGUUUUUAAGGGCACGGAUAGAGCUCCCGACCCCCCUUAAUUUCAUUGACUCUUUACACGAAGUGAGGAAUAGGAGUUGAAAGAAGUACUCUGACGAGCGACAGAUGUACAUAAAUUUCUCUUGCUCACCUAAUACGGGCAGACCGCGCAUAAAAACUACAGUUGGAACCCUAACAAAAGAAAACAAAAGAAAAAGAAACAAAUAAUAAAGGAAAUGGGUUCCAACAAGUGAGAUGAAAUGGAAGAGCACCCGAUACAAAGAGUCCUUAGUCGUUAAAUUGUGAUAGUCUCCUUAUCCAUGAACUGACUGUCUUAGUUCUACUGCUACUCAUGAUCCUGGCUUGAGUGUAGUACUCGCAUUGAGAGAGAUAGGAGACGUCUUAGAAGACCAGUUGACCUCGUAAGUUGCUAAAUGAUCUAGGAAAUCCUCUGCCGACGAUUGGGGUUGCUUGUUGCCGUAAAGUUCUGGAGAGCUGCAUUGGGUUUGAGUCAGGUUUGCUUGGGGACAAGCAAACAGUUAAGUGUGGGGGAAUUUGACGACUCGAUAUUUGCACAUGUUUUUGUCCAUCAUUCUUAUAUUGUUUGAGGCUCGGAUCUCGGGUUUUAAGUCGAUUUUAUGCUAGGUUGUUCUUGUGUAUGACAUUUCAGGUAUUAAGAAAUAGAGCAAAGAUGAUAAUAACACGAAAGAAUGCGUGAAUGAAAGUUUGAGUACGAGUUUGGGGUCGAUUGGGAGAAAUCGGGACGAGCGAAGGGAGAGCAGACAAGUUGCACAGCCAGGACGGGAAAGCACACGACCGUAUAUGGUUGCCUUUGUGACCGUGCAGUAUUUACCGAGAAGCUGCACGGCCUGACCUUGUUUUUCGCACGGCCGUGCACGAUGAAAUUGUGGCCUUGCUAAUUUCUGCGAGAGCAAUGCACGACCAGGCUCUCGGAUUGCACGGGUCGUGCAAUGGCCGUGCACCCCUCUAUUUUAAGUAAAUGAAACGACGCGUUUUGGGGUUGCAUGGGCAGACUAUGGGAUUGCACGUCGUGCACUCUAGCCAUGCAAUUGCGGGCAGCUGCAUUAAAACCCAAUUUCGGGUGUUGGAGAAGGAGAACGAUUUUUCAUAGCAAAAACAGAGUCCUAGAGAGAGAAAGUGCGAAGAACAAACCCUAGAGGUGAUU